CAGGGCCAGACCCCAUGCUCUAAUCCCUGUGAUGGGAUUAGCCAGAGCCUCCUCUGCCUGAGCAGCCUGAAGGAGCGGCCUGGACCUGGAGCCUCCUGGCCGCUCGGUGGUGGUGGUGGAGCAGCAUGCGCCGCCCACCAUGGAGCCUUUGCUGGGCAGGCUGCGCUGCUGUGGGAUGGAAGACGCCCCAGCGCAGGACAGCUACGAGGAGCAACUCAGACAAGUCUUUGACGGCUUCGACGCCAGCGGCUGUGGGUCGCUCAGCUCCGAUGAACUCGCCGACCUCUGCCUUGCGCUGCAUCUGGACGAUGCUGCCCCGCUUCUGCUGGACGCUCUGCUGCAGGACCAGGACCGACUCACCUCCAGGGUGGACUUCCAGCAGUUCAAGAGUGCGCUGAUCCUGGUGCUGUCGUCUCCACCGGCACAGCAGGAGCCUGCGGCCGAGCCAGAGUCUGCUGAGAUCCAGCCCAAGUUUGUGAAGGGCACCAAGCGCUAUGGACGACGCUCCACCCCAGAAUUCCUCCAGCCAGUUUCAGACGUCACCGAGCUCACCCAAGCCGCCGAGGGAGGGGAGCGGGAGGAGAGCGAUGAGUCAGCAGUUCCCAGGAAGCGUGAGCGCUGGAACGCUCAGGAGCCCAGCACGGAGGAGUUUGAGGCUGAAGGUCAGAUGCACCUGUGGAACCCCGACGAGCCCGGCACCCCCCGGAAGCCCAGCGCUCCCCUGACGGCCCGUCUGCAGGAGCGCGUGCGGGAGGCCUGCGAGCACCUCUCCAUCUGCUGGGACGGCUGUGCCAGCCUGGUGGAGCUGCUCUCCCUGUGUGAACACCUGGGCUUGGAGAUUAACGGAGACGUGAUCCAGAGCUUGAAUGGCGAGGAGGUCAGGAACGUUCAGGAGUUUGUGUCCAGUCUGGUGAGCUUCAGCGCCCCCCCCACACCCUCCGCCUCCACCCCGUACAGACAGCUGAAGAGGCUCCACUCCACGCAGCCCUUCGAUGACGACGGCCGGCGCACGGCCAACCCCUCCUCGCUGACCUGCACCAUCGGAACGCGGCUCUUCUCCACACUGGACGACGGCACUGGUUUCACCGCGGUUGAAUACCUGGUCGACGCUUGGUUGGACGAAGGGAUCGAGAACAGCAGCGAGAUCCUGCAGGCGCUGAACUUUGACUUGGAUGGGAAGCUGAGUCUCAGUGACCUGACCUUGGCGCUUGAAAACGAGCUGCUGGUCAGCAAGAACGGGAUUCAUCAAGCUGCCGUGGCCAGUUUCAAAGCUGAGAUCCGAUACCUGCUGGAGUGUGUGGAGACGGAGCACAGAGAGAAGGAGAAGCUCCGCUCGGACCUGGAGAAGGCUGAGAGGCUGAAGACUCAACUGGCUGCUGAGGUGGAUGAACAUCACUCGUCCAUCGAGCAGAGCAACACCUUGAAUCUGAGAAAACUGGAGCAGGAGCACCGGGAGAAGCUGGCGGCGGUUCGAGCGCAGCUGAGCCGGGAGCUGGAGCAGGUCCAGCAGCAGGCGGCGCUGCAGAGGGAGGAGCUGGAGGCCCAGAUCCACAAGUGCAGGGAUGACGAGUCCCUCCUCAGGGACCACCUGUCCGUCACCAUGAAGGAAAACAGGCGUCUGGAAAUGGAGGUGCUGGAAAGCAGCGAGCGGAUAGUGGAGCUGCGAGCGCAGGUCUCCAAACUCCACACCAGCCUGGGCAGCGUGCUGACAGAGAAGUUUGGGGACUUGGACCCCGGCAGUGCCGAGUUCCUCCUGCAGGAGGAGCGCGUCCGUCAGCUCCAGUCUGGCUACGAAGCCCGCUGCAGGGAGCUGCAGGACCGUAUUGACGAGCUGCAGUCGGAGCUGCAGGAGCUCCACACGCUGGCUCCCAGCCACACGUCCUGCCACAGGCCUCUCUCUGAGGAGCUGGAGAGCAAAAGUCCCGGCAUGGAGUCGGACCCAGGCAUCGGGUCGGAGGAGGUCCAUCCUUUCAGCCUGAGCCUGGAGGCGGAGAUGAAGCUGGAGCAGCUGAGAGAGCAGCAUGGCCGAGAAAUGGAGCUUCUGAGGAACCAGCUGGAAAACAAGAUUAAUGAGCUGAACAGGACGUUGGAAAGUCAGGGCUCCAGCCUCCAGGACCAGGCAGCCGUCUCUCAUCAGCACCAGGAGGAGCUGCAGGGCCUGAGGGAGCAGCUGUCCAGAGCCCAGCAGCGCAGGGAUGAGCUCCAGAGCCAGCUCGAGCAGGCGGCGCUGGAGCGGAGCCACGCCGCUGAGAAGGAAGCGGCGGAGCUGCAGCAGCAGGAGGAGAUGCUGGGAGAUCUGCGGCUGCAGCUGCUGGAGGCCAGCGACUUGAAGACCGGUCUGGAGGAGCAGCUGAAGAUGGCCCAGCUCCAGAAGGCUGCCAUGGAAAGCCAACUGGAGGAGCUCCGAGAGCAGCACCGCAGGGACCUGGCAACCAUGGAAUCUGACUUGAGGGAGAAGAUUGCUGCACUUGAGGAGGACAAGAAGGACUUUGAGAAGGAGACAGCGCUGCUCCGGCAGAAGUAUGAGGCGGAGCUUCAAGCCCAACUGCGAGAAGCAGACUGUAAGUUGGAGGAGGAACGUGCCAAAGUGGAGCAGGAGCUGAAAGAUCUGUGGCAGACGGAACGAGCUCAGCUGGAGGAGCGGAGUAACGACCUCCUGCAGGCUCUCCUGGAGGACGCCAUGCUGAAGCUGGUCCAGGAGCAGGAGGAGAAGGAGAAGCAGUGGCAGAGCGAGAAGGCUGACCUCCUUCAGCAGCACAGGGAGGCUGAGGAGAGGGCCCAGCUGCAGGAAGAGCUGAAGCAGGAGUGGGAGGAGGAGAGGCUGCAGCUGGAGGAGGACUACCAGGCAAUGCUCCAGGAAAGACUCCACCAAGAGAGAGGGAAGUUUGAGGCGGAGAAGCAGGAACUUGAAAAAGCGCUGGCAGGUUCACUGGAGGAGGAGAGGGCCCGCCUGGAAGAGGCUCACCGGGAAGCUCUCCAGACCCUGACCACCAAGCACUCGGAGGAAAGGAACUCGCUCUCCAUCACGCUGAGGAAGCUGCGGGAGGACAUCGCCCAGGAGAGGAAGGAGAUGGAGAGCAGCUUCUCCCAAAGACUGAAGAGCGUGGAAGAGCGUUUUUCAGGUGACCACCAGUCUGUGGAGGAGCGGUUCCGGGCCGACGUUUUGAGGCUGGAAGAUCAUUACCAGAGUGAGCUCCAGCUGCUGUCGGAGAGUCACGCCCGAGACAAGCAAGGGUGGGAGGCCCAGAUGCAGAGGGCCCUUGAGAUCUCUGAGGAACAACGGGUGAAGAUGGAGACCCUGGAACAAGACAAAGGACAGCAGAAGCAGAACCCAGUCACAGACUUCCAUAAAGAGGAAGUGGAAGCCCUCUUGAUGAGUAACCAGCAGCUGCAAGAAGAUAAGGGCCACUUGAUUACUAUGGCCCAGACCAAGGAGAUGGAGCUGGGCAGGCAGCUGAAUGACCUACAUGACCGUCUUCAGCAGAGCCUGCAGUGCCAAGAGGAGCUGCUGGCUCGCUCCAUCCAGAAACGGAUGGAAACAGAGCUCCUGCUGAAUCAGACGGUGGAGGACUUCCAGCACGAGAGAGCGGAGCUCCACAAACACCAGUGCCAGCUGGAGCUCAAGUACGAGUCGCAGACUGCUGAGAGGACCGAGCUGCUGGCGGAGCGGGAGCGUUUGAACAUGAAGAUACAAGAGUUGGAGGUCCUGCUUCAGCAGGCUGUCGUGGACUUUGAGCUGGAGCGGCAGGAGCUCCAGGGCUGUGUGAGCGAGCUCCAGCAGCGGCUCGCGGCGGUCGGCGUGGUGUACCAGGAAUUUGCUGCAGAAGGAGAUCUAUGUCCAGAGAAGACAUGGGUCUGUCAAGUUGAGAUGAAGAUGGAGGAUGAAGAAGGGACGGUGAGCGCCAGCUCUCAGGAACGUAAGCGUGAAGCCCUCGGCCUCGGCUCAAGCAGGAGGGGUUCUUGUCACGAGAAGGAAACCAGCGGUGCUUCUGUUGAGUCGAGAACUGAAGCUCCUUCAGUCCAGCAGGUCUCUCUUGAGACGUUCCAUCAGGACUGUAGCCCCAGCACCGGAGAGGGCGGGGUCCACGAGUCAUGUGACGGAGGUGAACCGCACCAGGAAGCGUCUCUCAACACGAGCUCCCCUUCUCAGGAGAACAAGCUGGCUCCUGAGCUUCAUGAGGUUGUGGGAGCUCCAUCACGGCUCGGUGAGACAGGUGGCCCUGGUGAACCUUCUGGCGAUGAUACUGAGUUGAGCAGUUUAGCGAGCGAUUCUCAGGAGCUGGUGGAAGACAGCGACUGUGGCUCACUGUGUGAACACUCGACCACCAAGACAGAAGGCAGCUCACAUGAUGGAGCUAGUGAGACUCCAUGUCCUGCAGCCACAGAGCAGAACCUUCUCCUUCAUGAGAAGAUUGUGCUGCUCCAGCAGAAGAACACGGUGUUGCAAAAUGUUCUGGCUCACAAGAACGAGAGGCUGAGGUCAGGACAGCAGUGCGUGGAGGACAACCUCAGACUCCGGGUCAAGCUCUCCCUGUUGCUGGAGCACGUCAGGGUGCUGGAGCUGCAGGCCCUGCAGAUGGCCGAGCUUCAGAUCCGCUACGAGGACUGCAUGUGCGAGAACGCCAAACUGAAGGAGCAGAACGGAGAGCUGGAGCAGAGGGUCUGGAGCCUGGAAAGCAGCUGGAGUCUGUCGCCCGAAGCCGAUUCCCUGUGCUCGCUCCGUGAGGUCAGUCAGCUGCGGAGCGACAACCUCAGGCUCUCCGGGAUGUUCGCUGCCUUCCAAGCCUCAGAGCUGCAGGACCAGUGUCCCAGUCUCGGCCACGCUCCCCAGGCUCAUAGCGUGAAGAACAGCCAGCUGACGGAGGCCAACCAGACUCUGAGGAAGAGGAUCCUCACGCUGCAGGAGGAGGAUCUGAAGGAGAAGGAGCAGGAGCUGUUGCACGCUCUGCAGGAUCUGGACAAGGAGAAGACUGCAGCUCAGCAGGCCUCCGAGAGCUUCCACUGCCAGAUUUCCGAGCUGCGUCUUCAGAGUCAGAACCUGGAGAAGGAGAACCUGGUGCUGUCGCAGAGAAACGCCCAGAAUGUUGCUGAAAUGGAGACGCUGAAACUGCAGCUGGCCCGAGUGAGGGAGGAGGGGCCGAGCGCCAGAGGCCUGAGACAGACGGCUGAAGAACACAGAGCUGCCAGUGGCAGGAAGAGUCGCCCUGAGAAGGUGAAGAGUCACGACGAGACGCUGCACAAACAAAACGCCCGUCUGAGGUCGGAGCUCAGCGCUGUGCAGCAGCAGAGGGAUUCGCUCCGAUGUGACGUGGCCCUUCUGAACAAGCGGCUCCUCAGCUCUUCAGCCUCCAAACUGGUGACGUCCCCGCAGAGCCAGCGCCAGACCAGGAAGCACCCGCUGAAGCAGUGCAAAGACUCAAAGGCUGGAGCUCUGAAGAAGCAGGAGGAGCCGAGGCACGCUGGAGAGCCGGUGCCGCUGCUGAAAGCUCUGGAGCAGGAGAACGCCUGGCUGAAGCAGGAGCUGGAGUCCAGGACGGAGGUGGAGGACGGAGGCAGGGAGCUGGAGAAGCUCAGGCUGGAGAACCAUGAGCUCAAGGAGCAGCUGAGCCGGGCCAAUUCUCAGGCCAUCAACGCGCUGCAGGGUCACUUCCUGGGACUCCUGCCGUCCUCGCCUCAGCGGACCCCCCGAGGACAGCGGGCUGAGGACCCCGAGAACCUGCAGGAAGACCGAGAGAAGCGGUGGAAGGAGACGGAGGCCCGGAUGAGGGAGACGGAGCUGUCGCUUCACAACGUCAAGCUGAUGCUGAAAGAGAAGGUCGCUCAGCUGAACGACCAGGUUCUGAGGAACAGCCGGGCCGCGGUACUGAUCCGGGACGUGUACGCGGAGAACGCUCGAUUGCUGCUGGUUCUGGAGACGACGGAGCAGCGACUGAAGAGGACGGAGAAGAUGAACUACCUGUUGGAAGAGAAGGUCUCCAGUCUGAACAAGAUCGUCCGCCGCCUGAACCCCGUGAGCCUCGCGCUGAUGUCCCACCACAGCCAGUGAGCGGUCCCACCCACCGUCAGCCCGCUAAUGAGUGGAGAGUCCUUCUCUUUGUGCGUGCCAACGUGUGCUGUGCUCCUGCUGUGCCGCUGCCACCAACCUGCGCUGUAGUUUCUCAUGCCAAGCAGAAACCAGUUCUCAAGUCAAACACGCUUCGGCCCCCGGCGCCUCUGGCACCCAGCCCUGUUUGUCUUUGCCACAUGUCUGCGGUUGUUUGUCUCCCGAGCGAAGACUGUAUCUGAAGGAGGUGGCGUCUUCUGCUCAGGUGCUGCCGAGGCCCCGCCUCCCGGGACAGAAACAAUAAAGACGCCUUUUAAC
Synchiropus splendidus (mandarinfish) is the source of this 6361-nucleotide messenger RNA. It is a transcript of the gene nin, whose product is annotated as ninein (GSK3B interacting protein). Gene Ontology annotation, cellular component: ciliary transition fiber; centriole; centrosome. The transcript is spliced from 26 exons. NCBI's taxonomy places the organism in Eukaryota, Metazoa, Chordata, Actinopteri, Syngnathiformes, Callionymidae. The record is from RefSeq and is a predicted model, not a curated record. Gene Ontology annotation, molecular function: calcium ion binding. Gene Ontology annotation, biological process: centrosome localization; centrosome-templated microtubule nucleation; microtubule anchoring at centrosome. The coding region runs from base 140 to 6046 and encodes 1968 amino acids.